UUUAAGUGCAGUUCGAAUGAUUGAUCAUAUUUUCGUAGUAUCACCCGAUAUAUUAUACAGAAUCUCCUAGUGGUGUGUUAGCGACGAUCCAAAUGUCUAUACCGUGUUACACUGUGUGUCACUUAUUAAAAUGAACUUUAAUCGAAAGAUCGGAAGGAGACAGUUUUAAACACAUGUAUCAUUUGACAGUUCAUUCAAUUAUUUUCUUGAUCUUUCAAUACGCUAGAUUUGCAGGAAUUUUCAUUCCUUUUUCCACUAAUUUUUACUUACAAUAAUACAUUUUUGUUGUUUCAUCUCGAUUCGUGUCAUUGUAGACGUUGCAAAUUAAAUUCAACAAAUAAAUUUUAAGAUCCAUCUCUAGUCUUCGUUGAAAGAGACCUUAUUUUUAUUUUUUAAGUAAAAAGUAUGUUUUAUUGUCAUUUUUUCAAAAAGUUAUGCUUUCAUCACUAAUACAACAAACGCGUGUGAAUCCAAUUUCAAAAAUUGAAUCUAAAUAUUUGUUGAGCAAUUUCAUGAGAGACUUUGAAGAAAUCCAUAUGGUGAACGAAGAGAAUGGAGGUAAUAAACAUAGUAGAGUUUGAUAACACCGGAACUGUUCAGAAUACAAAAACUGAGAAAUAUAUUUCAGGACAAGGCGAUGAAUUAUCAAUAACCAAGUCAGAACUUCAACCGUUAAAUAAGCGGGACGAUGAUGAUGAUAUCGUUUACGAAGGAACCACAAAUUUGGUACGAGUGCCACGCUCGAAGGAAACGGGAUUAUCCUUUGAAACCUCCUCGAUUAAAAUCCACGUAGACGGUAUGAGAUGUCAAAGUUGUGUUAAAAAUAUCGAGGGGACCAUUGGAAGUCGUUCGGGUGUUGUAAAUAUUAAAGUAGAUUUAAAUGAAAAACUUGCUAACGUUGAAUAUAAGACUGAAGAAAUGAUACCAAUGGAAUUGGUGGAAGCUAUUGAGGAUAUGGGGUUUACUGCCUUCCUAGUAUCCGACGAAAAUGAUAAGAAUAAAAAUGAUAAGAAGUCAGUAGUUACAACUUGUUUUAUACAUGUCAGUGGUAUGACGUGUAUGUCCUGCGUUAAAUCCAUCAAAAGUACUUUGUCAGAUAAACCAGGCGUGAAGGAAGUAGAUGUUAGUCUAGAGAAAAAGGAAGCUAAAGUUUCUUACAUCAUGGACGAUAUAACUCCUGAACAAAUAGCAACGUUUAUUGAAGAGUCUGGUUUCGAUGCUUCCGUCAAAAAUGAAAAUAAUUUUGUUAACGUGACAAUGGAAAGUAAAAAAACAAAUGGGGAAAUCAAUAUGAAAUUAAACGGAAGCGGAGAUGUUAAUACCAUAGCACGUACUACCAAAUGUUUUCUACAUGUAACGGGUAUGACUUGUGCAUCGUGCGUUUCUGCGAUAGAGAAACAUUGUAAAAAAAUAUACGGUGUACAUAGUAUAUUGGUAGCUUUAAUGGCUGCCAAAGCAGAAGUAGUCUUUGAUCCGGAUAAAAUAAAAGCCGUUGAUAUUGCUUCCAGUAUCACUGAGUUAGGAUUUCAAGCAACUGUGAUCGAUGAACCUGGAACUGGCGAAGGAGAAGUUGAAUUAAAAAUCUCAGGGAUGACAUGUGCUUCCUGCGUUAAUAAAAUAGAAUCGACUGUAAAAAAGUUACCUGGUAUACACUCGGCAUCCGUCGCAUUAGCGACACAACGUGGAAAAUUUAAAUACGAUGCCGAGAUCAUGGGUAUUCGAGAUAUUGUCGAUAGUAUUAAUAAAUUAGGAUUUACAGCUACUUUGUUUAGUAAUAAAGAUAAAGAGAACAGAGAUUACUUAGAUCAGAAAGAGGAAAUAAAAAAGUGGCGAUCAGCUUUUCUAAUAUCUCUGAUCUUUGGAGUACCCAGCAUGUUAAUAAUGACUUAUUUUAUGUUAAUAAUGUAUGUGGAUGAUAAGUCGCAUGAAGCUAUGUGUUGCAUAUUGCCUGGUUUAUCUUGGGAAAAUUUAUUACUUUUCAUUUUUUCUACGCCAGUUCAGUUCUUUGGUGGAUGGCAUUUUUAUGUUCAAGCUUAUAAAGCUUUAAAGCAUGGCACUACCAACAUGGAUGUUCUUAUUUCCAUGACUACAACAAUAUCCUAUCUUUAUUCUAUCGCCGUACUUACAGCAGCUAUGAUAAUGCAAGAAAAUAAAAGUCCUCAAACUUUCUUUGAUACUCCUCCAAUGCUGUUAGUGUUCAUUAGUUUAGGCAGAUGGCUCGAAUACGUUGCUAAGGGAAAAACAUCAGAAGCUCUUUCCAAGUUACUUUCUUUAAAAGCAACUGAUGCAGUUCUGGUAACGUUAGGUCCAAACAAUGAAAUAUUGUCGGAACGUUUAAUAAAUAUUGAUUUAGUUCAACGUGGUGAUAUAUUAAAAGUUGUACCAGGUGUUAAAGUACCUGUCGAUGGUAGAAUCUUAUCAGGUCAAUCAACCUGCGACGAAAGUUUGAUAACGGGUGAAAGUAUGCCAGUGCCAAAAAAGAAAGGAUCUAUGGUUAUCGGUGGUUCGAUUAAUCAAAAUGGACCGUUAUUAAUUACUGCAACUCAUACGGGAGAGCACACUACUUUAGCACAAAUCGUUCGAUUGGUUGAAGAAGCACAAACGAAUAAGGCGCCGAUUCAACAUUUGGCUGAUAAAAUAGCUGGUUAUUUUAUACCUCUCGUUAUAGUUGUCUCAGUUAUAACAUUAAUUACGUGGAUAAUAGUAGGAUACAUCAGCGUAGAUAAAUUACCUCUGACGCACAAUGAUCAGAUGCAUAAAGAGUAUACGAAAAGAGAAGAGAUUAUAUUCCAAUAUGCUUUUCGAAGUGCUUUGUCUGUACUGGCGAUAGCUUGUCCUUGCGCGUUAGGUUUAGCUACGCCAACAGCCGUCAUGGUUGGAACAGGUGUUGGCGCAUUGAAUGGUAUUUUGAUAAAGGGUGCUGAAUCUUUAGAAAAUGCGCAUAAAGUCAAAUGCAUUGUAUUUGAUAAAACUGGCACAUUGACGCACGGUGUACCUAUGGUAACUAAAAUAGCUCUGUUUGUAGAUGAAAAAAUAUGUUCCAUAACAAAGUUAUUAGUAACAAUCGGUACGGCUGAAAUCAAUAGUGAACACCCGAUUGCAUCAGCAAUCGUUCGUUUCGUGAAGGAAACUACGGGUACGGAAUCUACCGGACAGUGUACUAAUUUUCAAACGGUUGCUGGCUGUGGCCUAAAAUGUAAAGUAUCGCAUUUUAAUGCAGUAAUAUCCGAUGCUCUGAAAUCUGAAAAAAUAAUCAAUUAUAUGAACCAAACAAAGAAAGUAUCUUCUGGAACUUUUAAUCUGAACAAUGUGCCAAUAGAUAUUGUACCUUUUGUUAUUGCCACACAAGAGAAACAAAACUUAGAUCUGCAAUUAUUAUUAACUCCUGAAGGUAAUAGUGAUCAAAUAGUCUCGAACGAGACAUAUGAGAUUUGUAUUGGUAAUAGAGAAUGGAUGAGGAGAAAUGCCAUUAGUAUACCUCAAGAAGUUGAAGCACAAAUGAUGGCCGAAGAGGAUCUUGGUCACACUGCUGUCUUAGUUGCUAUGAAUAAUAUUUUAGUUGCUAUGAUCAGCGUCGCUGAUACAGUUAAACCCGAAGCACAUCUUGCUAUUUAUACGUUGAAGAAAAUGGGCUUACAAGUAAUCCUUUUAACGGGAGAUAACAGAAAGACAGCGGCUUCAAUUGCUAGACAGGUUGGUAUUACCCGAGUUUUUGCUGAGGUUUUACCAUCGCAUAAAGUUGCGAAAAUUCAACGAUUGCAAGAUCAAGGCUUUAGAGUUGCGAUGGUAGGAGAUGGUGUUAAUGAUAGUCCGGCACUUGCACAAGCAGAUAUUGGAAUUGCAAUUUCUUCGGGAACUGAUGUUGCUGUGGAAGCAGCAGAUGUCGUAUUAAUGAGGAAUGACCUUUUGGAUGUAAUCGCGUGUCUGGACUUAUCUCGAAGAACCGUACGCAGGAUAAGACUUAACUUUUUAUUUGCUAGCAUAUAUAAUCUUUUGGGAAUUCCAAUAGCUGCCGGUAUAUUCAGUCCAUUUGGUUUCUUUUUAUUACCAUGGAUGUCAUCCGCGGCGAUGGCACUUAGUUCAGUGUCUGUGGUCGGAAGCUCUUUAUUAUUAAAAUUAUACAAAAAACCUACAAAAGUGUCAUUAGAAACACCAGAAUACUUAGCAGCAAUGCAGGCACACUCGACAGCCAGAAUGAUUGAUCUCGAUACAAUAUCUAUUCAUCGUGGAUUGGAUGAAUCAGUAAUGCCUGUACUAAAUAGAACAACAUCAUCUCUCUCAAGGCUUUUUGGAAGGACAAGAAAUGAAAUUGAAGGCAGACUACUUGGUGAAGAUAUGGAUGAUACUGAUUUAGCUAUCGAUUUUCUUGAUUAUCGAAAAAGCAAAAAGGAUCUUACAAAUAUAACACCUUUAUAAAAACUAUGAUGAUGUAAGUUUAAAAGUCACUGUUAUUAUUAUUAGUAUUAUUAUUAAUUUUAUCUUCAUUUAAUUAAUCUGUCCAUGUACAUUAUUACCGAUCGUCGUUUUGUACCCGUAAUUAAUCGUACUAUUAAUUUGACAUUUAAGUUUCUAUACGAUAGUUUUACACACAUUAUGCGUUUCAUUAUUUGAUAUAUUAUUAAAAUAAUAAAUUAAAAGCACGUCGUUAACUUAAUAUAAAAAUUCAUUUAUCAUUUACCUACAAAAUUUUUAAAAUUAUUAUCUAACUUUUACUACUCAGCAAUUCUUUUUACUAAAGCAAAUAUUUUUGUGACCUUAUAUACACAGACUCUGUUAUAUAUUCUUUUCAUUGUCAUAAGCGCACAUACAUUCUAUGUAUGUAGUGUUGCUAAACUGCUUUUAAAUUAAUUUUCGAUUGAUGUGAGUCCAGGAAUAUUUUAGUUUUGUUCAAAUUUCUACGACUCUGUAUGGAGUUACAACUUAUGCUUUGAAAACCCUGAUUUAAUCUACAAGUUAUUAAAAGGUUAUUCUUUUGUAAAUAUCCCUUACAAAAGUUUCAAGUUGUACUUAGCAUAUAGCAUUACAUGAAUAAUUUAUUUAAAACAAUUUAUGUAACAAAACAGCUAUGUGUGUAAGUUAAAGAUAUAAUAUUUGAUCAUAAAAAUUAUUUAACUUUUUUUACGUUUUAAUAGACAAUAAUUUAAU
Polistes canadensis is the source of this 5145-nucleotide messenger RNA. RefSeq names its product copper-transporting ATPase 1 (gene ATP7). NCBI's taxonomy places the organism in Eukaryota, Metazoa, Arthropoda, Insecta, Hymenoptera, Vespidae. Gene Ontology annotation, cellular component: membrane. The coding region runs from base 553 to 4416 and encodes 1287 amino acids. The transcript has 15 exons. The record is from RefSeq and is a predicted model, not a curated record. Gene Ontology annotation, molecular function: copper ion binding; ATP binding; ATP hydrolysis activity. Gene Ontology annotation, biological process: monoatomic cation transport.